This is a messenger RNA of Prinia subflava (tawny-flanked prinia), 6260 nucleotides long. RefSeq names its product fibroblast growth factor receptor like 1 (gene FGFRL1). Gene Ontology annotation, molecular function: fibroblast growth factor receptor activity; fibroblast growth factor binding. The record is from RefSeq and is a predicted model, not a curated record. Gene Ontology annotation, cellular component: plasma membrane. NCBI's taxonomy places the organism in Eukaryota, Metazoa, Chordata, Aves, Passeriformes, Cisticolidae. The coding region runs from base 487 to 1947 and encodes 486 amino acids. The transcript has 7 exons.
GCUCCUUAAACGGGAUUCCGGCUGGGCGAGCCGCCGGACGGCAUCACCGGGCAUCCCGCGGCGCGGAGCCCCGGAGGCUCUGGCAGGUCCCCGCUGUCCCUCCCCGCACACACACGCUCAGCCCGGCCCGGAAAGCAGGAAAAAAAUAAUUUACAAGGUUUCCCCCUUUCCCUGACCUCCUCGCCCGUGACUCUCGAGUGGAAAAAAAUCGCCCGCGGCGGCGAAGAGGGGGGGAGGUUGUUAAAAACCCGGGCAAGGGGCAGAGCCGCUCCGUGGGGAGGGCACCCCCAGGCAGCCCCCGCCACCCCGGGGAGGGGGGGAUGAGGUAGAGGCCGGCGGCGGAGCGCCCGCCGGGCGCCGUGGCCGCGGAGGGCAUGAGGCGGCGAGCGGCGGGGAUGGGCUCCAGAGCGCGGUGUUAGAGCCCGGCAGCAGCCGAGGUCUGAGAGGACAGUAGCCUGUGCGAUACGGCGGGAUCUGGUUUUCAAAAUGGAAUUGCAGCUGGCGCUCCUUUUCGCAGGGAUAAUUGCAUUUUCGGACUCGGCGAGAGGCCCGCCGAGGAUCGCCGACAAAGUGAUCCACCGCCAGUCCGUGAGGCUGGGCAGGACCAUCAAGCUCCUGUGCCCCGUGGAGGGCGACCCCCCGCCCCUCACCAUGUGGAUGAAGGACGGACGGACCAUCCACAGCGGCUGGACGAGGUUCCGGAUCCUCCAGCAGGGGCUGAAGAUCAAGGAGGUGGAGAGCGAAGACGCGGGGACCUACAUCUGCAAAGCCACCAACGGCUUCGGCAGCACCAACGUGAACUACACCCUCAUCGUCAUCGAUGAUGCCAGCUCAGGAAAGGACAGCCAGGUGCCUGAAGGCUCCAACGGAGAGUACGAGGAUCAUUCUGGGAAGCAGUGGGCCCGGCCCAGGUUCACGCAGCCUGCCAAGAUGAGACGCAGAGUGAUCGCGCGCCCCGUCGGCAGCUCCGUCCGCCUCAAGUGCGUGGCCAGCGGCAACCCCAGGCCCGACAUCACCUGGCUGAAGGACAACAAGCCCCUCACCCCCCAGGAGAUCGGGGAGAACAAGAAGAAGAAGUGGACGUUGAACCUGAAGAACCUGAAGCCGGAGGACAGCGGGAAGUACACCUGCCGGGUGUUUAACAGAGUUGGGGAAAUCAACGCGACGUACAAAGUUGAAGUGAUCCAGAGGACGAGGUCCAAGCCCAUCCUGACAGGGACACACCCCGUCAACACCACGGUGGACUACGGCGGGACCACGUCCUUCCAGUGCAAGGUCCGCAGCGACGUCAAGCCCGUCAUCCAGUGGCUGAAGAGGGUGGAAUAUGGCACAGAGAGCAAGUACAACUCCACCAUCGAUGUCGGGGGGCAGAAGUUUGUGGUGCUGCCCACAGGGGAGGUCUGGUCCCGCCCAGACGGCUCUUACCUGAACAAACUGAUGAUUACCCGAGCCAAGGAGGAGGAUGCAGGGAUGUACAUCUGCCUCGGGGCAAACACCAUGGGCUACAGCUUCCGCAGUGCUUUUCUCACAGUCCUGCCAGAUCCCAAACCUCCCAGCGCCCCUGUGCCCCCUUCCUCAGCCAGCAGCCUGCCCUGGCCCGUGAUCAUCGGCAUCCCCGCCGGCGCCGUCUUCAUCUUCGGGACCAUCCUGCUGUGGCUGUGCCAGUCCAAGAAGAAGCCGUGCUCGCCGCCGGCCGCCGCCGCGCACCGCCCGCAGCCCCGCGACAGGGCCUGCGUGUCCCAGCUGCCCGACAAGGACUGCAUCUCCUCCAUCAACUACGAGGAGUACGUGGCCCAGCAGCAGCAUUUACUGUCCCAGGGCCCCGCCCUGGCCCCUGGCGUGGCCUCCAAAAUGUACCCAAAGAUUUACACGGACAUCCACACCCACACCCACUCGCACGUGGAGGGCAAGGUCCACCAGCACCAGCACAUCCAGUACCAGUGCUGAGGGUGGGCCCCGUGGGCUCCUUUGGGCUUCUCCUCCUGGUACCUCAGCAGAGACUGCUCCAGGUCAGCUCGCACUGCCAAGCAUCAGGCCAAGCAGACAGAAAAGGUUAUAUAUGUAAUUUUAAAUAUAUAUAUAUACAUAUAUAUAUAAUUGUAUAUGCGUGUGUGUAUGUGUGUAUAUAUAUAUGUGUAUAUAUCUAUAUCUAUCUAUAUAAAUAUAUAUAUAAUAGAGAAAGACAGAGAGAGAAAAGAGAUUUUUUCUUUUUUUUAAUUAUUGCAAUCAGGAUGUAGCCGAGGAAUAAUGAAGGAGCUCCAAUUCACAGCAGAGAGGCAGCUGUCUCCAGCAGCAGAGCCUUCCUGGACAUUUUAAUCCAAGUGGCAACAAGUGAGAUGGGACGCAGGGAUGUGAACAACCACCUCCUUCCUUGUGUUACUGAAAGGAGCAGGUAGAGCAAGAGGUGUGUGUGGUACUCUUCUGGACAGGCCUGGAUGCCUGCUGGACAUCACUGGUUUUGGUGGGAAGCCCCAGACCUGUCCUGCUCUGAGUGACUCAAGCUCCAAUGUACUUGUGGUUUAGUGCCAAAGCACCAGGAGACGUAACCCGUUCAUCUCUUCCAGGGAAAGAAAAUAACACAAAGGGCCUGGAUAAACCAAUUCCUGUUCACAGGGUGAAAUGCCACGUGUUUCUCAGUCGUGGUCAGCACAAUCAGCUGACCAAGCUGCUUGGUUCAGUCUCAGCAAGGUGAAGGCAUCUUGUUUCCCAUGGGAUAUUCUGCAGAUCAGCUCCGCUCCCCUGGUCCUAGGACUCAGUGCCACUGCCACGAAAAAGGAAAGAAGGAAAGAGGAACAUUGUACAGAACACCUUUAUAUUUAUAUUUAAGAAAUAAUAAUAAAUAAUAAUAAUAAUUGAACUGCUGAUGGUGAAGAAAGCAAAACACACUGUCCUUCUCUGAUGGCUUAGAGUGACAAGCUACUGGAUUUUCUGCAUCAAUGCAAAAUACAUGAAAGCAUUAGAAAAAAUAGCUGGGAGCAAAGAGAGUGAAAUAAUCUUGUAGGAAAAAAUUGCAUUUGAGAAAUAUCCACCUAGGUUGUGUGUGGUUGUCCCCUCCCCUCAGAUAUCACUUCGUAAGUGAUAAAACAUUGCAGUUCAAAGAACCGUAAAAACAGAAAGAAGAGAAAAUAAAUAAGGACCAUAUUAAAUACCUAUAUGGACUGGGAAUGAAUCCAAUUGCAAAAUAUAAAACCUUUGUAAUUCUAUAUAGAGUUUAAACAGAAGUCAUGUAUAUUUAAUUUAUUUUGUUAAACAAGAAAAAAAAAUGUAUGAUAUUUUCCUCGAAACAGGCAUUUCUAUAUGUAUUUUUGAUCAAAGAAAAUAAAGAUUUUUUUUUUCAGGUUCUGUAGAUGCCAUGCUCAGAACACACUUGAUGUAGCUUGUGACCAACUGUGCUUCUCCUAACCUGGAGGCCACCUGUCCCUGUGGCUUUUCACACUAGCCAGGUGUCACCUGCUGUCACCUCAGGUGCUGCUGGUGCCAUCCUGUCCCUCAGAAAUGGACCUUUUCCACUGUCUGUAUUCUGACUGUGGGGGUCUGCAGCAGCCAGAUCACUUCUCAUGGACCUCAGCCGUCUUCAGUAGCAGAGUUCUUCCCUUACAGGGAAAGCUGUUUCACUGUGCAUUUCUUGGGAGGAUGUGGGGAGGAUAAUUCAUUAGUUUUUUAAGCCCAGACCUGCAGUGGUUUGUUGGUUUGGGGGGAUUGUUUGUUUGUUUGUUUGGAUAUUUUAAAGAAAAUUUUGUCAAUCAAACCAUAAUAAUUUGUGAGGCUGUAAAAGGAACUUUGGCCUCAGGGUGCUUGGGAGGGGAAAUGAUGAAAUGUAGGUGAAACACUUAAUUUGUAACUGCAGCUGCUUUAGGAGCCAGGGGAGGGUGAGCUGGGGACAGUGAGAACCCAGGGCUGCUCCCCUUCAGGGGGUCUUGAACCUUCCUUCUGCUGCACACCACAGAGAGGCACCCAGCUCUUCAGGGGCCAAAAUUUUCUUUGGAGAAGUCAGGUUAAGCAAUGAUGCAACUGUUUCUCUUCUUUUCAUUUCGAGUUUGAUGGUUAAAAAAAAAAAUUUGAAACAUGCUAAUUUUUAAGUUUGGAAUUACUUCCUUCUCAAGCCUGUUCCAUGAAAGAGAUCCUCACCAAACCAGCUGCUCCAUUUAGAAGUGAAACACUUUAUUGAAUCUGAAACAAAGCUGUGCUUUUUAGGCUUUGCUUUUCUCUGAACAUUUCUGGAGGUAUUUGCUCUGUGUUGACCCGCAGUGAUUUUUUCUGGUGGUUUGUUUGAAUCACCAGCAAACCAAACAGUUCCCUGUUUGCUCAGCCGUGGUGCUGCGAGAUGGGGCCCCGAGUCAGUGAAACACGUCAGCUCCUGCUUUCCUCACCAAGACAUCCUGCUCCAAAAGUCCCUUUCUUGCCUUAGGAGUGGGUUAUCUGUGCAAUAACCCCUAGAGGAAGACCACCCUUCAGGUUGGUCCUCCUGUAGAGGUUGUAAUAAAGCAACCCAUUGAUAACCAGUAUUUUUCAGCAGGAGGGUUCAACACAAAUUUAUGAAAUCCCUAAAACUCAGAUUAAAGAUAUCUUUAUAUGCAUCCUCUCAGCUUCAGGGAGAGCUGAGAAGAGCUUAAGUGUGAGCACUGAUAUAAGGCAUGAUUGGCAGGAGUUCUUAAUGGCUGUAGCAUACCAAGUUGUUUCAUUAAAAAAAAAUAAAUUUAAAAAGCCUCUAUACUCUAAGGGCAUUGCCUUCAUUUCAAGGAGACAGUAAAUUCACAUUUCCAUGAGAGAUACUAAAGUCUACAUCUCAUAUCUUGUGCCUGUGGGAAGCUCCUUACUACACUGUAGUGUGUCCCAGACUCCUGCACAUUCCAGCAGCAUCAGGGGCAUGGCAAAGGGCAGGAUUCCCCUGUAAGCCCGUGGUCUUGCUCUGUGAGCAGUACUGAUACCAGCUUCAGAGGUGAGCACUGGGUUUGUGGGGUUCAGCUCUAAGGAAACCCUGAGAGAUUUUCCAGCAGCACCAGUUCAAGUGGCAGCUCUGUCUCAGAGGGUUAAUGGGUUAAGAGAAGCACUCCUGCAUUUCCCAUCCAGCACAGGAUUCCAGGCUGUGCCUUGCACUCUCCACCAGUGCCUUCUGCCCUUUGUGACCCAUCUCCACAGAGCUGUGUCAUGCAGGCAAAAACUUUACAUUUUGUCAGAUGGCUCAAGUGGAAGGAGAGGCUUCUUCCUGCCCUUCAAAGCUCCUGAAUCAAAGAUAAAACUCUAGUGCUGCUGACAGAGCUCUCCAAAGGCAAAUGUUGCAUUAAACUGCCCAGCAUGGACAAUUCAUCAGCCCAGGGCAACUGCAGCUCUCAGGUGUGGCACUGAGAAUGCAGCUCUGGUUUUGGAUGCAUCAUGAGAAAUGUUAUAAAGGUCUUGAUUUGCAGAAAGCAUGGAGAUUUCAUCCUGCCCUGGGUAUCUGCUCCAUCCUGACCACCAAAAAUGGUGUGAAAUUUCCCCCCAGGGAAAUACCAUCACAUGCCCUGUUUAGGAGGGGUUGUGUUUUUUGUCUGGGCCUUGUGCUGGCUUGCUAUGCCUGGGUGAGUUUCACAUUUUUGAGGAAUUAUUUUUCCUUCACAAAAUAUCUCUAAGACCUUUUCUGAGUCACUCUGUCCCAAGCCCUACUGCAUGCCAUUGAAUUUUAGGGCUUGAUUGUGCCUUGCAUAUAUUGCAAAAUAGUUUAAAUAAAUUCAACCAGGUCAUGCUUGUGUAUGGAUGUCUUUUUUAUUCAGUGGGAAAAGAUUUGGAUGCAUCUUCAUGCCUAAAUAGAGGGUGUUCAAAGAAAACCAUUGUCUUGUUUGUGGUAACUGAUCCUAUGUUGAACACAGCAGAUUUUUUAUUUUAUGUAUUUGUAUACAUAUAGGCAUACAGAUGUACAUGCCAGACUGUGAUACAGAAGGCUGUUGUACUUUUAAAACCAUGGAGCUUCAAAGAUCAAAGGAAUUUUAGGCUUGAACCUCACUAUCUUUGUUAAUUUUAUUUGCAUUACAGAUCAAACAUGGCUUUACCUACCAGUUUGUGUGUGGCAUUUUUUAACUCUGUAUGGACAAUCUUUCUGUGGUCGGCCCCUUUCGAACUGAAAACUUAUCAGACAUUGAAGAUAAAAAGUGUUCUGUGGUUUUCAUUUGGUGACAAAUACAAUAACUGAACACAUCAAAGGAGACAGAAUGUCACAGUGUGUCUGUGGCUUUGUAAUAAAAGUUGCAGAAAAAAAGGAAUAAAAGCCUGGAGUUGUGUUAAUA